Molecule: messenger RNA, 1017 nt
Organism: Guillardia theta CCMP2712
Lineage: Eukaryota; Cryptophyceae; Pyrenomonadales; Geminigeraceae
Exons: 2
Source: RefSeq, a predicted model, not a curated record
GAGUGUAGGGCGUGCGAGGCGGGUUUGUUCAAAAAUCGAAGUGGUUUUUUCUCGUGCGUCAAUUGUUCAGCUGGUUUUUUUUCAACCUCGAUUGGUUCUUCAUUUUGUUUUGCUUGUGAACCUGGCAAGUAUAAACCUGAUCCUGGUCCGGGAACUUGCAGUGAUUGCUUGGAAAACUUCACCACUGUGUCUGGUGCAACUGGAUUGAUAAAUUGUCAAUGUAAAAGGGGAUAUACGGGUCUGGAUGGUGGAGAUUUCUGUGUUGCCUGUUCCAUUGGACAAUACAAAGAAAACACGGGUUCUGGUGCAUGCAUAAUUUGUCCUGUGGGAAAAUUCAAUAUUCAAGAAGCGGCCUCCACGUGCAACCUUUGCCCUAUUGCGACAUAUAAGGAUUUCACUGGAGUAGGUCUGUGUGUUGAUUGUCCAGGAAAUUUUACGAGCAACAAGGGGAGCACCAACAUCACAGAUUGCAAGUGCAUACCUGGAUACACUGGUAAUGACGGUGAAGUUUGUUAUCAGUGUCCCAUCGGAACGUAUAAAAACAUCAGGGGCUCAGCUUCUUGUCAACAAUGUGAAGUUGGAACAUAUCAAACAAUGACAGCAAUGACUGUAUGUUUAAAAUGUGAUGCUGGAAAAUACAAAAAUCAAACAGGCAGCGGGCUCUGUGCCGAAUGUAAUGAAGGAACAUUUACAAUUCAGAAAGGGCAAACCACCUGUGAAAUGUGUCCACCAUCAACAUACAAAGAUUGGAUUGGAGCAGGAACGUGCAAAAACUGCUUUUCUGAUAUCAAUGGUUCUCAUUGCGAUCAAUGUCCAUCGGGAAUGUUUCAACCUCACAUUGGUGCUUCGCAGUGUAUGAGUUGUGAUGCUGGAUCAUUCCAAUCGCUUCCUGGACAGACGUACUGUGAAUGUUGUCCACCAGGAACUUUCCAAAAUUCAUCAGGUGGUCAUUCCUGCUUGCCGUGUGAGGAGGGAAAAUACAACGAUAAGAGCAAUCAGACAUUCUGCCAAAAUUGC